Messenger RNA from Paramecium pentaurelia, 933 nucleotides. The record is from the annotation of a GenBank genome assembly. NCBI's taxonomy places the organism in Eukaryota, Ciliophora, Oligohymenophorea, Peniculida, Parameciidae.
AUGGAAUUGAUUCAAGAAAUAACAUUACUAAAAGAAUCCUUCUUGGAAUUUAUAAUCAAAGUAACCCCUGUGUUUACAGAACCAAUAAUGGAAUAAUUUAACUCAAAAUGGAAUCCAAUGAAAAAGCUAUUAAGUGAUCCUUCUAAAAGUGCGAGUGAUGUGUUCCUAUUUGUUUCUUCAAUGUCCUCCUUAAAAAAGAGCAAUACUUCAUCUACAUCAGCUACUUCCCCAAAUUCAGAUUGCAGUAUCCAAAAAACUAAAUAAACAGACAAUUUAGUAAAGAAAUGCAAUUAACUUCCUGACCAUAAAGAGAUAACUAAAGUGAAAGAACAAGCUAAUCCAUUGUUGUAUAAAGAGCUUAAAAUUGGUAAUUUUUUUUAUCAAAACGUAAAAUAGAAAUUAACAAAAACAUAUUCCUAAAUACUCCAAGACUAAGACCAACUUCAUAAUAAGAAUUAGGUGGCAAUGGUGAAAAAAUAUAUGAGGAAGAUAUUAAGGCAAAGAUAUUGAAAGACGAUAUAAAAUGUAUGAUUUUGUUAUUUACUGAGUUAGUUUUAAAUAAAGUUAGAGUACCUACUCCAGAGAAAAAGGUUAGUGUAACAAUUAGAUGCAAUCUAGGAUUGAAAUUGUCUGAAGCUAUUUCUUAAUUUAGAAAGGAUAACUUCACUUUGAAAACUAUUCAUGAAAGAAGUAUUGAAAUAACAAGUCCUAAGUCUGAAUGUGUAGAAUCACCACUUUUAUUUGUUUAAAGACCUAAGAAUUAAUAUUUCUAAUAGCCAGUGUUUAUGCAAUAGUAAUAAGCAGGAGCAUUAAAAGGAUACAGUAUCUAUUCUAAAAAAGGUUAUAUACAACCAAUAUAAUUUGAUGUACAAUUUUAGAUGAUGAUACAACAGUACUAGAAUAAUAUGGCUUAUAAGAAACUAUAUUUUUGAA